Leptosomus discolor (cuckoo roller) is the source of this 852-nucleotide messenger RNA. NCBI's taxonomy places the organism in Eukaryota, Metazoa, Chordata, Aves, Leptosomiformes, Leptosomidae. The record is from RefSeq and is a predicted model, not a curated record.
UACUGGAUUCGCGCACGGUAAUGGGGGAUCUAGGAUGGAUAGCCUACCCAAAAAAUGGGUGGGAAGAAAUUGGUGAGGUGGAUGAAAACUACGCUCCGAUACACACAUACCAAGUAUGCAAGGUAAUGGAACAGAAUCAGAACAACUGGCUUCUGACCAGCUGGAUCUCUAAUGAGGGGGCAUCUCGCAUCUUCAUUGAGUUAAAAUUCACCCUGAGGGACUGUAACAGCCUUCCAGGAGGACUUGGGACUUGCAAAGAGACUUUUAACAUGUAUUACUUUGAAUCAGAUGAUGAAGAUGGGAGGAAUAUCAAAGAAAACCAGUACAUCAAGAUUGAUACCAUUGCUGCUGAUGAGAGCUUCACAGAGUUGGACCUCGGCGACAGAGUUAUGAAGCUAAACACAGAGGUGAGAGAUGUUGGGCCCCUAACGAAAAAGGGAUUUUACCUUGCUUUCCAGGACGUGGGUGCCUGCAUCGCCCUGGUCUCUGUGCGCGUGUACUACAAGAAAUGUCCAUCGGUGAUCCGCAACCUGGCCCGCUUUCCUGAUACCAUCACAGGAGCAGAUUCCUCGCAGCUGCUGGAGGUGUCAGGUGUCUGUGUCAACCACUCAGUGACAGACGAGGCACCAAAGAUGCACUGCAGUGCUGAGGGGGAAUGGCUGGUGCCCAUCGGGAAGUGCUUGUGCAAGGCAGGGUACGAGGAGAAGAACAACACCUGCCAAGGUAAGGGUCCUCAGGGAGGGUACUGUGCUGAGGCUGCCGAGGUUGUGUGUGGUCUUGGUUUUCUUCUUUUCCAUGUCCUUCAUGCCUGGUUGAGUUGACAAUGGUGGGUUGGGUUCUCACUUCCACUGA